UCUGGUCAGUGCUUGGAUGGGUGACCAGCUGGAAGGGUGGCCAUCUGGAAACCUCAUGUAUGCCAUCUUGAGCUCCAUGAUGGAAGAAAAGCAGGAUAUAAAUGUAAUAAAUAUCAUGAAGGUGGUCCGGAUCAUUUGGAGAAAAAUGGUAGCACAGGAAGCAUCUUUAUGAUCUGAUCAUCCUGUGUGAUGCCAGCCUCCGUACCUUACCAGUAUGGCAUAGGAGUCAGCCAUUGGUGAGAAGCUUUAGGUUGGUAACCUCACGUAUGCAAGUAGCCUAUCCAUCAUAGGGAGAACCAUUAAAAUUGGAAAUAGAAGUUUGGGAUGAGGGGUUAAGAUAAUAUAGUAUUUAGAAGCUGUGUUUGUGCAAGGAUGAUGGAGAUUUCUGAUACAGGCAAUCAAUACUGUAUUAUUCACCGUAGUGUCUCGUCAACCCAACCUUGGGCUCCAGCGCUGUUUUAAGCCCAGGAACAAGCUGUUAGCAAAGAGAGGCAUUCUGUCCCAAAGACUUCACAUAGAAUGACACUGUUAGCAACCAAUCGAUUCUAAAUUAGUAAAUAUACUACCCAUAAUACUAAAUUAUGGGUACCCCAGGGGUUCUCCAGCUUCAGUCCCCAGAUGAUGGGAGAGUUGUACUCCAACAAUUUCUAGGGACCAUUAAAUUAUGAUAAAUUAUCCCAUUACAUAGAAGUGAAGGGGAGAGUUAUUUAUUUUUAAAUAGGCCAUUUGUAGGAGCAUUUUGUGUGAUGAGGAUUUGAAUUAUUCGUACAUAUGAAGGUAGUGCUGAGGAUCAAGAACACUAAGAGACAUCUUGGUGCACUGAGAUGUGGAGAGGUGGAUAGAUCAAAGGGCCAAAUAUGUGAAGGAAAGUUGGGUGGAGGACAUAGAAUCCAGUGAGGACCUCCGGUUAAAAGAUUGUCUUUGUAUAGGAAGGAGUAGCCACCUAAAGGAGCAGUGGGGAAAUGGCUUGACUAGCAAGCCAGAGGUUUCCGGUUCGAAUCCCUGCUGGUAUGUUUCCCAGACUAUGGGAAACACCUAUAUUGGUGUUUCCUGGUAAAUCCCUGCUGGUGUGUUUCCCAGACUAUGGGAAACACCUAUAUUGGGCAGCAGUGAUAUAGGAAGAUGCUGAAAGGCAUCAUCUCAUGCUGCAUGGGAGAUGGCAAUGGUCAGCCCCUCCUGUAUUCUACCAAAGACAACCAGAGAGCUCUGUGGUCGCCAGGUGUCGACACCGACUCGACGGCACACUUUAACUUUAGGGCCUGAAUAGUUUGAGUUAGGGCAGGUGCUCUCAAUCUUGAGUUUCCAGAUACCAGAUUACAACAUCUAGGGACACAAAAUUGAGAAUCCCAGGGGUAGGGAAUUCUGCUUUUAAUAGUGUGGGCGCUGGGCGGAGGAAUGUCAAAAGAUGAGACUUGUCAUGGCAGAAUGCUUCAGGAAUUCCCUUUCCUACACAGUUAUUAUAGGUGGAGGACGGGCCUUGUAUCCAGGGAGGCACAUAAAACAUAGUUUUGUCUUGCAUUUAGGCCAUGACAUCUUUGUAGAAAGAGUAACUGGGGGCCUCUUUGUGGGGAUGACGGCUGAUAUAGGAGAAGGAAAGGCCUUGCUGUGAAAUAAUCUUUUCGUGAAAAGGGCUUGCCACAAGACAGUAAACUUGCAUAUGUGUUGCUAAUGGGCAAGGAUGGGUAGAAAAGCCCCUUUAAUAAUUAGCAUUAAGGGGAGUGAGAAUACAGCCACCCCACAUACUGGGAGGAUAUGCAUGCCAGGGUAGGGUUCUGAGCAUUUACAGAUGGCCAGAUACUGUCACUAGGAGAAGGUAGGGUGCUGAUUAGAAACAUCUCAUCCUCUUGGGGAGCAGAGGGGGGGAAGCCUGCUUAGCAGUCACCCUCUUGCUCCUGUGGCCGAGUCUCCUUUGUGCAGCAAUAAGGAGAUCCUGUGAGGAUUUUUUUUUUAUUGCAGUCUCUCUUUGUUAGCUACAGACACACACACACACACACACACAGAGCUUUUCAGCCAGGUUCUGGGAGGUAAGUUGGGGAGGAAAAAGGAAAGGGGAAUGUUUGUGUGUGGAAUGCAGUUGUGAGGAGGGGUGUCUGUGUGUGUGUGUGUGUGUGUGUGUGUGUGAGGGGGCUGUGACUGAAAAACGGGGGACAAGACAGAAAUUGCCCUCACAUCCGAGCAGAAAACAACCGAGCCCCUCUGAUUUUCAGGGACUUGUUGGCAACUCAGCGAGGGUUGCCAUAGCUUUUUAUGUAGGGUGACCAGAACCGGCUGAAACUGGUUUGAGGCAGAUCAGCUCCUGAACACAAUGCAGUCACUGAGCUACUACAGUGGGAUAGCUUCCUCCCUUCAUGGCAGCCAAAAGCAGAGGAUCUUGCAGAAAGAUACCAUCCCCUAACAAUAUGUGAAUGCACACUUUAGACACACAGCACUGGCCUAUUGAUUGGGGCUGCCUUUAACCCUUUCAGGUUUGCAGUGGUUAUGCAUCUGUGGCUUAUAGCUGAUCCUUGGCAUUAAAAAAAAAUUGUCACAGGUCAAGGUACACAAGAUUUGCUUCUAAACAAUUGAUUGUGACCAUGGGAGAUAUGAAGACCCCAGACUUUGACGACCUUCUUGCGGCAUUUGACAUCCCAGAUAUGGUUGACCCUAAAGCUGCUAUUGAGUCUGGACAUGAUGACCAUGAAAGCCACAUAAAACAGAAUGUACAUCCUGAUGAUGAUUCCCAUGCACCUUCAUCGUCUGAUGUUGGCGUUAGUGUCAUUGUGAAAAAUGUGCGGACGAUUGAUUCCUCCGAGGGAGCAGAAAAGGAUGGCCACCAUUCCACAGGCAAUGGUUUGCAUAAUGGUUUUCUAACUGUAUCGGCUCUAGAGGGUUAUAAUAAAGAGGAAGGUAAAUCUCUCAAGGAUGAGGGUUUAGUUUCAGAGACUACACUCAAAGAGUCUGCUUUCAAUCAAUUUAGCCCUAUCUCAAGUGCUGAAGAAUUUGAUGAUGAUGAAAAAAUUGAGGUGGAUGAUCCUCCGGACAAAGAAGAGAUGCGUGGAAACUUCAGAGCAAAUGUGUUAACGGGGUCUGUCUCCCAAGAGGAAUAUGAAAAGCUAAAGGUACUUGGAGGAGAAAACCUGAUUAAACCUGGAGUUGCAGGUUCUGGUAAUGUGGAUAAAAACAAAGCUGCUAAAAGAGACUCUGAAACAAACUCAACAUCUUUAGGUAUCUAUGAACCUUUAAAAGCAAGAAAACUAGAUGAUAAGAUGCUUAAGGAAAAUCCUGAAAAACGACUUGAAAACAAGGUACUUGAUGGAAAAAUAGGAAAUGAAAAAGGGGAAACAAACCUUGCCAGCAUUUCACAGUCUAAAGCAAAAUCAUCAGCAAAACUCUCCUCCUGUAUUGCUGCAAUUGCUGCACUCAGUGCUAAAAAAGCAGCAACGGACACAGGUAAAGAUCCACAGUCUAAUUCAAGAGAAUCUUCUCCAUUGCCGAAAGAUAUGAAUGAAAGUCCGAGGGCUCUUGACAAAUCACCUGAACCUCAGAGUCUCAUUGAUUGUGCUAAAAAAACCUCUGUUAAGCAACCUGAUAGUCCCAGGAGUGUAUCAAGUGAAAACAGCAGCAAAGGGUCUCCACCAUCUCCAGCAGGUUCUACACCAGCAAUUCCAAAAGUCCGCAUAAAAACCAUCAAGACGUCAUCUGGUGAAAUUAAGAGAACCGUUACAAGAGUGUUGCCAGAAGUUGAUUUGGACAACGGUAGGAAACCAGAGCAAACAGCUUCCAUGGUGGCUUCCAUGACUUCACUGCUCACCUCCCCGACUUCUGCUGCGGUUCUUUCUUCUCCCCCUAGGGCACCUCUUCAGUCAACGGUUGUCACCAAUGCUGUUGCUUCUGCAGAACUCGCUCCAAAACAGGUCACGAUUAAGCCUGUUGCAACUGCAUUUCUUCCAGUAUCUGCCGUUAAGACAGCAGGAUCACAGGUUAUCAAUCUAAAGCUUGCUAACAACACUACAGUGAAAGCUACAGUAAUAUCUGCUGCUUCGGUGCAGAGUGCCAGCAGUGCCAUUAUCAAAGCUGCCAACGCUAUACAGCAGCAGACUGUUGUGGUGCCAGCAUCAAGCCUUGCCAGUGCAAAACUCGUGCCAAAGACAGUCCAUCUUGCCAACCUUAAUCUACUGCCUCAAAGUGCUCAGGCCACCUCUGAACUCCGCCAAGUGCUCACAAAACCUCAGCAGCAGAUCAAGCAGGCAAUAAUUUCUGCAGCAACUUCACAGCCUUCGAAAAAAGUAUCUCGCGUCCAGGUGGUGUCAUCCUUGCAGAGUUCGGUGGUUGAAGCUUUCAACAAGGUGCUCAGCAGUGUUAACCCAGUCCCAGUUUACAUCCCGAACCUCUGCCCUCCCGCCAACGCGGGCAUCACGUUGCCCGCACGUGGCUACAAGUGUUUGGAGUGUGGCGAUUCAUUUGCGCUGGAAAAAAGCUUGACUCAACACUAUGAUCGGCGGAGUGUGCGGAUUGAGGUCACCUGCAACCACUGUACAAAAAAUCUUGUUUUCUACAACAAAUGCAGCCUCCUUUCACAUGCUCGUGGACACAAGGAAAAGGGGGUUGUAAUGCAGUGUUCCCAUUUAAUUUUGAAACCAGUUCCCACAGAUCAAAUGAUAGCUUCUCCUACAAGCAAUACUCUUGUUACGUCGUCUGUUCUUCAGAGCGCCAUUGGAGUGGGCACCCAUACUGUAACAAAGAUACAAUCUGGCAUAACUGGGACAGUCAUAUCAGCUCCAGCAAGUACUCCUGUUCCUCCAGCGAUGCCUCUAGAUGAAGACUCUUCAAAACUGUGCAGGCAUAGCCUGAAGUGUUUGGAGUGUAAUGAAGUUUUCCAAGAUGAGACAUCUCUAGCGACACACUUCCAGCAAGCUGCAGACUCAAGUGGACAAAAGACGUGCAGCAUAUGCCAGAUGCUGCUUCCAAACUUGUGCAGUUUUGCAUCGCACCAGAGAAUUCAUCAGCAUAAAUCUCCAUACACGUGUCCUGAAUGUGGCGCAAUCUGCCGAUCGGUCCAUUUCCAGACCCAUGUCACCAAGAACUGCCUACACUACACACGGAGAGUUGGAUUCCGCUGUGUCCACUGCAAUGUGGUCUACUCUGAUGUGGCGGCACUCAAGUCUCACAUUCAGGGCUCUCACUGUGAAGUCUUCUACAAGUGUCCCAUUUGUCCGAUGGCCUUCAAAUCGGCUCCCAGCACACAUUCCCACGCCUAUACACAGCACCCUGGCAUCAAGAUAGGGGAACCUAAAAUAAUAUACAAAUGUUCCAUGUGCGACACAGUGUUUACCCUGCAGCCUUUGCUGUAUCGCCACUUUGACCAACACAUCGAAAACCAGAAGGUGUCUGUUUUUAAGUGUCCAGACUGUUCUCUUUUGUAUGCACAGAAGCAACUCAUGAUGGAUCAUAUCAAGUCUAUGCACGGGACACUGAAAAGCGUCGAGGGGCCUCCAAACCUGGGUAUCAGCCUGCCACUGAGCACAAAACCCACCACACAGAACUCGGUCAGCCACAACAAAGAAGAUCCCAAAUCUGUCAACGGAACUGAAAAGACAGAGAAGAAAUCCCCCUCCCCUGUGAAGAAAGCAGAUCCCAAAAAAGUACCAAAUCCAGGCUGGACGUGUUGGGACUGUGAUCGGCUGUUUACUCAAAGAGAUGUUUACAUAUCCCACAUGAGGAAAGAACACGGAAAGCAAAUGAAGAAGCAUCCUUGUCGGCAAUGUGACAAAUCUUUCAGUUCGUCACACAGCCUUUGCCGCCACAACCGUAUCAAGCACAAAGGCAUUAGGAAAGUGUAUACUUGCUCGCACUGCCCAGAUUCAAGGCGUACUUUUACCAAGCGAUUGAUGCUAGAAAAACACAUUCAAUUGAUGCAUGGCAUUAAGGAGCCUGAUGUGAAAGAGAUGACAGAAUCAACCAACAUAAGACAAAGUGAAGUCAAAGAAGAUGCCAAGGUUCCCAGUCCGAAACGUAAGUUGGAGGAACCUGUGCUGGAAUUCCGGCCCCCACGAGGCGCCAUAACGCAGCCGCUGAAGAAAUUGAAGAUCAACGUUUUCAAAGUCCACAAAUGCGCCGUCUGCGGCUUCACAACAGAGAACCUUCUUCAGUUCCACGAACAUAUCCCCCAGCACAAAUCAGACGGUUCUUCCUACCAGUGCAGGGAAUGCGGUCUCUGCUAUACCUCCCACGUCUCUCUCUCCAGACACCUCUUCAUUGUGCAUAAGCUGAAGGAACCUCAACCCGUCUCAAAACAGAAUGGAUCAGGGGAAGACAGUCAACAGGAAAACAAGCCCAGCCAGGAGGAGGAAUCAGCUGACAGCACUGCGUCUGACAGGAAGUGCAAAGUUUGUGCAAAGACCUUUGAAACGGAAGCUGCCUUAAAUACCCACAUGAGGACACAUGGGAUGGCCUUCAUUAAAUCCAAACGAAUGAGUUCAGCUGAGAAAUGACUUGCCCCUCCUCCAUAUCUCGUGCAUAUUCCAAAAGUAGGCGGGUGGUGGGGCACGGGAAGCCGCCUCUGCUUCAGAACAUAAAGGACGCCCUUUUUUGGUACAGAACGUUUGCCACACAACAGAGUUAGCAGUUCUGCCCAGGCUGUUGCAAUAGACUCUAUACUUAAAUGUAUCUUCCUCACUUCAUCACCAUAGAGAUAUAUAGAGAUAUAUAGAGAUAUAUAAAUAUAAUCUGACCCCCCCAGCCCCACAAAACAGCAUUAAAUAAAGCAGUAUUUGAGUUGAACAGAGUUUGUAUAUAUUUAAACAAAUGACUUUUAUACUCUUUGUUACAUGUUUUUAUUGAUAUUUCCUGGGAAAUCCUGGGUUUCUUUGUUUUUGUUAUGUCUUUUCUAAUAGCAAGUUUGUUUUCAAGCAGAGUUCUUAACUUUGGGGCAGUGCUUUGGAUUCUGUUGAACCGCUUCAUAUGUAGACCCUUUCUGACAUUAUAUGAGCACCACAGGAACUGCUUCUGCGUAUGUCCUUCUCAUACCACACUGAUCCUGUCAGAUGCUCCAAGCUGAGUGGGAGGAGCCCCCACCACACCCCGCCCAGCAUCACCCCUUUCAGGAAUCUGGGUAAUGCCAGCAUGGGAAGAAACACGGUGGGGUGGAGUUACUGGACUCUUGUGUGAUCCAGAGCUUCUGAAAUGGUCAGGCUGGUGUUUGGAGGUCCUAUGCCCUGGUGGCUCCCUUGCAGCUGAGUUUUAAGUCAGAAAGGGGCAUGAGAAAUGUUUUCAGGAGGAAAAUGUGCUUGACAGAACUGCACCAGAAAGCAAGAAUUCAAAAAGAAGAAUGAAAGGCAGCUGGUCAGUGUGUAUUUUGAACAACCAACAGGACUAAUGACCCCAAAUAGUUUUGCAUAUUUGUGCAUUCUUAUGAGCAGAAAGAUUUAGGAUCAUUUUAAGACAAUCUCUUGAAUAAAAAUUCUAGGUGCUUUUUGAAUACCUUCCCUAAUAAGCUAAGAUAUUCUCUUUCCAUGUAUAAAGAUUCUAAACAGCCUGUGUGUGGACAUUAUGUUGCACAAACACAGCAUUGAAACGAAAAGGAGCCAUGCAAAAGUAUUAUUGUUCAUUUGAAUGAAAUUUGUGCAGAAGGGCUUCCCAAUGGAUUGCCUUCACCCCAUGUGUUUUAUCUAUAAACAGAGGCUUUCCUAUAUUGAGGGAUCCAAGCCGUUAAGAAUUUGGGACUGGUUCAGUUUCAUCAGUAUUUUUCAACUCUAUGGUUCCUUUCUGUUUCAGGUACUAACUUUAAAAAGUGAUUAAGAUCUGUAACCGAGUCAGAUGUUUGAACCUACUUAGAUACAUUACAUACAGGUAUCAAACUCUUUUGCUUGCAGUAUAACUUGGAAAAAAUAUUUAUUCUGUUUUAAAGCUGUUUAUUUUUAAUGUUGUGAGAAACAAAAUGUGAACAGUAAGAUUAAAAAAAAGCACAGGAAAAUAACACAUUGGGGUGGUUCAGACAAUGCGCAGAAACUUAGUUAAAACUGGGCUCCAUAGGUUGUCUCUGAGCCGCAGGAGCGGAUGUUGCUCUCCCCUCCCAUCCCUCCGUGAGUGUCUGCUUCUGCUUUAGGUUAAAGUAACCAUGAUCAGUUGUGAUGUCCAACCCCACUGAUCUUGGUUUAUUCUAACAUAUUUACUCCAAAUAAGCCUAUAUCAGUAACUUGCUGAAAAACCUUGGGUACACAUCUUGACUCAUUUCAAAUAAGUAGGCUAGAAUAAACUGAGAUGGGUGGGUUCAGGCAUCAUAACUAAUCUUGGUUUACUUUAAUCUACAUUUGCACUGAGAUGGGAGCGAGGAGUGUAUGCUCCUGAGGCUCAGAGAUGUCAAACCAGAGCCCAGCUUUAACUGAGGUUCUGUGUGGUAGCUGAACUAGCCCAUUCAGGAUGCAAUUGCAAUCUGAGUGCAUGCUUAUUGAAUCACUUCUUUUGAACCAGUUACCAGUUUUUCUGUUUUAGGGACUCAGUUCAGAUUACGGAUGUACAGAACCGGUUCGAUCGCGGUUGCCAAACACCCCUGGUUCAGAUUCAAGCCAAUCAAGAGAUUUUAGGUUCAUGUUUGGUUCUGGUUCACUGAAGAAAAAGAAAAGAAAUCUGAACCAUUUUUUGGCACCUCGUUCUGCUUUGGAUUGACUUCCUGCUUAUAUAGAAUGAUCUUCAAACAGGUAUGGAAGUCUUUCCAGGUAUGAAAAACACAGAAUCCACCUGGGAAUUCUUCUUUGUAAGACAUUAAAAUGUAUAGGAGCUGUGAAAGAGCCCCUGUUCUUUUCAGUGGUUCUAGUGCAGGAGAAUAUCCGAGGAGGAUUAUUCUGCUUGCAUAUUUAAGCAUCACACUCCUUAGCUUCUCCAUUGCACUUUUGAGAGAUGUCAUUGGACUCCAUAUAACAUUUUAAAGCCUGUGUUAAAAUGUGUUUCAGUAUUCGGGUUAGCAUUUUCCCACAAAGUGGGAUUCAGAAUAAUCCUAGCUGCUCUGGAUGAAAACAAAUGUGUGCAAUGCUGUGGAUCAGUUUACAGUUGAGGAGAGAAGAUGGUGUGUCAUAUAAUUUAAACACUACAUUGAAACAUUCAUGGAAUGAAUGCGUUUCAGUUGGACUCAGAAACACUGUGGUCUUAAGACCUGGUUGCUCGCCUAAGAAGGUAUAGAGGUUGAGCCACCGUUUUUGCUAAAGCCAAAUGUCCUGAGGCUUAAGUAAUGAUUAUACAUCACGUUAAUACUGUCAGAAAGUGUGAACAUACCAAUUUGGUUUCAGUUGGCUGGUUAAAUGCACAAUCUCAGUUAGGUACCAUGAUGCACAACCAGGAAUAUCUUCUCCUUGGAGACCACAGUGGUCACCAUAUACCCGUCGGCCUUUGAACUUCGUUCCCAUAGUGAUUCCUGUCAGUUGUGUGAUGGGGAAAAGCAGGGCUGAGCCCAUUUGGAUUGUGAGAACUGGAAGGAUUUAAACUGAGCUCUUGUGUAUUCUGCAGCUUUGUGUUUGCUUUGUACAAAUGUAGAAACUGGUAUUGGAUAGAGAAUCCUGUGUGAUUAAAAUCAUGUGUGUUCACCUAUUUUACAGCAAGUUUCUAGCUCUUCAUGGACUGCAGAGGAUGGUUGUUAAAAUCUUACAGGCCAGAAGACAAUAUGGAUAGGGUUUUCAGUGGCAUGGGAUGGUAGGUUUCAGCAUUGCAUGGCUGUAUUUCCCUUCCCCUGACUAGCAGGAGCAGAAUAAAUUAUGCAAAAUAAGCAAAAAAUAUGUGCAGAUUGGCUUAGUUUGCAUUAUUUAUCCAGGUAGCAGAAUCCAGUUUUUCUUGGCAAAGAGCUUACAUGGUAGAUGUACUGUGUAUGUACCAACUAAGCCAUUGCCUUGGCAAUUUUACCCCUUUGAACAAGUGCCAGUGCCACCAGCCAUUAAUUCAUCUUUGUUGUUCUAGUGUCCUGUUUUAUUCUAGCUAAGACGAGUGAUUGCUUAAAAGGUAUUGAUUUGGAAUCUUGUGAUGAUGUAACAAGGACCCGUCUUCAAGGCUUGUAAUGGCUUGUUUGCAUGCUUAGGAACAGUUAAAGAUUGUGUUGAUUCCAUUGGCCACUAGGGUGUUUCCGUUUCACAUACCCUUCCUUACAGUCUCUUGGUUGCUCUCUGAUUACUGUGCAUGGGAGUAGAAGGACAAUAGCUCAGUAGUAGAGCACAUCCUUUGCAUGCGUAAUAUCCUGGGCUCAACUCUAUCAUUUCCAGCUAGGGUUGAGAAAGCCCAUGUUUGAAAACUUGGGGAGCCCCAGGGAAUCUCAAGCUUGUGUCCCCAGAUGUUGGACUAAAACCCCCAUAAUUUUCCAGCCAUUGUGGCUGAGGAUAAUGGGAGUUGUAGUCCAACACUAGAUGCCCACAUUUGAGAACCCUUGGUGCAGACAGUUCUGGGCAAGGUGGAGCAGUUGAAUAUAAGCAGCCUCAUAUGUUUACACUUUGAAUUCUGGUCUGCAUCACAGUGAUGUUUUUAUGGUGGUUUAUACUUUGCUUAAAACAGAGUCAAGGCAAGUGAGUUGUUUCUUUGCUUUCAGUCGGUUUCAGCAUCUUGAUUGUGUAAACAAGGCCGGAAUUUGUGCAAGUUAAGUGGUUGUUAAAAUCUGAACUGAGAUGUAUAUUGCCCAGACAUUGGAAGAACAGGCUGUUGCUUUAGAAUCAGGGAUGUUUUUCAGGAGACUCAUUACAGAAAGUGACAGUCAUACCGUAAUGCAACAAAUAUGACAAAUAUUUAUAUACCGCUUUCCAACAAACAGUUCCCAAAGCAGGUUACAUAGAAACAAACAAACAAACAAAUAAAAUGGCUCCCUGUCCCCAAAGGGCUCACAAUCUAAAAAGGAAACAUAAGAUAGAUAUCAGCAACAGCCACAGGAGGGAUGCUGUGCUGGAGAUGGAUAGGGCCAGUUGCUCUCCCCCUGCUCAAUAAAGAGAAUCACCACUUUGUAAAGGUGCCUCUUUGCUCAGUUAGUAGGGGACCAUGAUGCAGGUAUCACAGAAGGAUGAAUGAGAGAAGGCUUGUGAAGCAUGUGAAUACUAACAGUGUUGUAUAAAUGAAUAUUAAUACUACUACUACUACUACUAAUGUGCUCAUAUCUGCUUCUGACAUUGCAAAGAAAUCAUGACUGAAGACAAAAGAAAAUCUAGUGAGCAGUUCACAUCCCGAAGAUUUUUUUUUAAGAAUCUAGAUAACAUUAGCAUUGAUUAAGUGCUUUAGAAUGUUCAAAGCACUUUGCAUGCAUUAUUUCAAUAGUCUUUACAACAGUCCUAGCCCUGUUCAGACGUUAUGUUGUGCAAGUAUACACGUGUACAUAUUUCUGUGUGAAUGGCUGUACCUGUUUUCAUUUUAAAUGUGAACCUGGGUACAGGUUCCUCAAACGCAUGGUACAGAUAGGAAAUAUACUGCUGUAUUUGUCUUCAACAUAAUGUGUGAAUAACUGUACUUGUGUACAGAUCUGUAUCUGUGCACACUGUACAUUUGUUGCAUGAGUGUUCAAUGUAACAUGUGAAUAGGGCUCCUGUAAGGCAGGUUAGCGUUAACCCUAGGUUGCAGAUGAGGCAAGUUGAGUCUGAGAGCUGGUGGCUUGUAUAAUGAGCUCAUGAUUGAUUUGAAGCUAGGAUUUGUUAGCUCUUACCCACUCCGCCACCUCUCAUCCAGUUUGGGUUGUGCCCAACGUCACUUGGGCAAAUGAUUUGGUCCUUUGAAAAAGUAUACCCAGUGCCGUUUGUUUUGUGUGGUGCCCAGAAUUCCACAUACAAAUCUGGUAUCUGGUGCAGGAUUUGGGUUCCUGAAAACUUCUCUCCCCCCAUUUUCCUAAUGUAUAGGCCUCAUGGUCAUGGCAAUAGAAAUUGAGGUAUAGCAAGGAUUAUAAGAUCAAAACCAGUUUACUACAUAUUAACCUCUCAUAUAGACUUAAAGGAUGCUAUUUAGAUUAUAAUACGCUUCAUACCCCAAACAAGGUGCCCUCUACCAGAGAUGCCUGAAAAUAUUGUUAAAAGAUUUUGUAAGUUAAAAAAAUUUGGAAGAGUGCCAGCAGUUGGCAUGAUCCAGUGUUUGCUGUGAUCAGACAGCUGUUGGUGUACAAGGAUUGCCCCCAUUUUCUUCUAUUUUGGCAAAUGGCCUGGUUCAUACAGUUCAAAUCUAGGUGUAAUCUGAGUUACUGACAUAAGCGUUGUUGUGUGAACCCAUGCCAAGGUGGGGAUCUCAGAUUCAUCUUGGUCCAUAAACCACCUUGGUGUGGGUUCACACAACCAUGCUAAUGUCAGUAACCCACAUUAUAUCUAGAUCCAAAUGAUUGUGUGAACCAGGCCUAUAUGUGUAAUAGGGAAUCUUUGCGGUGUGCAAAAAGUGGUUCUUAACUUGUGGAGCAAAAUAUCCACAAGGCAUCCUAUGCACUUGGCAGGGUCUCAGUUUACGUCAAAACUUCUGGAUUAAGCUAAAUAGUUUUGAAAGAUUCCUGUUGGGCAUGGGGGAGGAAAGGACAGAGCAGAACUGUGCAGCUAUUUACCCCAUUCUUAUGUCAUAAAUGUAUUUGAUUCAUUUGAUUUGCAUGUUCUGAGCAUUGGCUAUGGGUUUCCUUGGUGCAGAAUGUGAUACUUUCCUUUUUUUUGUUUACACCCCAUAGUAUGCCUACUAUCAUUAGUUAAUUGUUUUCAGGAAAUACAGAAAUAGUAUCAUGUGGUGCCCCAUUUACAGUGAGUUCUCUGUGGGUUAUUUGUUUGUUUGUUCUGCUUUUAUACCACACAUAUAUCCCCUAAAUGAAUUUUGUACUUUUUUAAAAUAAAAAACCCAAUGUUUUCUGUAUAUGUAUGUAUAUACAUAUAGAAAGAGAGAAAGAUAUCUGCAUGAUUAUAUCGUAAUAAACGUUCCAUUCUUAAAAACAAAGAAGAGUCUUGGCUGCUCUCCGAUGUUAUAUGCUUUGUCCAUAAUUAUUGUAUUAAACACAUUUCACAUGUAAAUAAAUCUGGGGCGUCAUUUCCCCCCGCCCCCUAAAUAAUUGUGAGAUUCUGUUAUUUAUUGACCAACUUAAUUGAUUUUAAACAUACGGGAGUAGACCUUCUAACCGUUCUUAUAAAUAUUCUAUCGGAAAUGAGAGUUCUCGCUGUUGGACAUUCCUAGAUCUUCGUUUCUCAUUGAUGACUAGUGAAUGCUUGUUGUUCCUCUCCCCUCCCCUUUGUACUCAUCAAGUGUUGGGUGGUUAUGGAGAACUUCUGGAUUCUAAAAACGAGCUGAGUAUGCGGGCUCCUGUUCUGCUUCCGCCAGUGAUGUGUACUAGCUUAUCACUGCCUUUAAAAAACAAACUGUGUACCUCUUUAAACCCUCACGCUUGUUGAUGUGCACUUUCUGACUUGUAUAACAAAUGGGUUGUCACUAUAUGCAGUGAUGGUGUGUUUUUGUACAGAGUGAAUGAAAUAAUAAAGGUUACCUUUUUAUUACGA
Hemicordylus capensis (graceful crag lizard) is the source of this 13439-nucleotide messenger RNA. RefSeq names its product zinc finger protein 532 (gene ZNF532). The record is from RefSeq and is a predicted model, not a curated record. Lineage: Eukaryota; Metazoa; Chordata; Lepidosauria; Squamata; Cordylidae. Bases 2574 to 6470 code for a protein of 1298 amino acids. The transcript has 10 exons.